CCUCCCUCUCAAGCCUCUCAAGCCUUGUGUCCAUUUCUUCCAACACUAUUUUUAUCAAACACGAUAAGGAUGUGGAGGUUGAAGAUCGGAGAGGGAAACAGUAAAGAGGACCCUUACUUGUACAGUACGAACGACUUUGUCGGACGGCAAACUUGGGAGUUCGAUCCCGACGCCGGUACACCGGAGGAACGUGCUGCCGUCGAGGAAACUCGCCGGAGUUUCUAUGAGAACCGGUAUCGGGUUAAAGCAAGCAGUGAUCUCUUAUGUCGGAUAUAUGCAAUUUCUGGAGGAGUUCGAGCAACUGAUACCGCCGGUGAAGGUUGAAGACAACGAUGAUAUACCGCCCGAAACCCUAACGAAUGCGUUACGGAGAGGUAUUCGUUUCUUCUCGGCGUUGCAGGCCGACGAUGGUCAUUGGCCGGCCGAAAACGCCGGCCCCUUGUUCCCCCUUCCGCCGUUGGUGUUCUGUCUGUACAUCACAGGAGUUCUUGAUGAGAUUUUUUCUGCAGAGCAUCGUAAGCAAGCCCUUUGGUACAUAUACUGUCACCAGAACGAAGAUGGUGGGUGGGGUUUACACAUAGAAGGUCACAGCACAAUGUUCUGCACCACCCUGAAUUACAUAUGUAUGCGCAUACUUGGAGAAGGCCCUGAUGGAGGACGAGAAAAUGCAUGCACACGGGCCCGGCAAUGGAUUCUUGACCAUGGUGGUGUAACAUAUAUACCUUCUUGGGGAAAAGCUUGGCUUGCGAUACUUGGUGUUUUUGAUUGGUCUGGAAGCAAUCCGAUGCCCCCUGAGUUCUGGAUCCUACCUUCCUUUCUUCCGAUACAUCCUGCUAACAUGAUGUGCUACAGUCGGAUGGUUUACAUGCCUUUGUCAUAUCUUUAUGGGAAGAGAUUUGUGGCUCCAAUAACACCUCUAAUUCUGAAACUACGCAAGGAAAUGUACUUACAUCCUUAUGAAACAAUCAACUGGAAUAAAGUUCGUCAUCUAUGUGCAAAGGAAGAUUUGUACUAUCUGCAUCCUUUAAUUCAAGAUUUGAUAUGGGACUGUCUUUACGUCAUCGUGGAGCCUUUCCUUACACGUUGGCCAUUUAACAAGCUUCUUAGGGAAAAGGCUCUUAAGGUGGCAAUGAAACACAUACAUUAUGAAGACGAAAAUAGUCGUUAUAUCACCAUUGGAUCUGUUGAAAAGGCUCUGUGCAUGCUGGCUUGUUGGGUUGAAGACCCGCAUGGAGAUUAUUUCAAGAAACACCUUGCCAGAAUCCCCGAUUACUUGUGGGUUGCAGAAGAUGGAAUGAAAAUGCAGGGACUUGCGAGUCAGCUCUGGGAUACAGGGCUUGCGAUCCAAGCUUUACUUGCAAGUAAUCUCUCCGAUGAGAUAUCCAAUGUACUAAGGAGAGGACACGACUUCCUGAAGAAAUCUCAGGUAGCAGAGAAUCCUUCUGGUGACUUCAAGAGCAUGUAUCGUCAUAUUUCUCGAGGGGCAUGGACUUUCUCAGAGAGAGAUCAUGGGUGGCAAGUUUCGGACUGCACAGCCGAGGGCUUAAAGUGUUGCCUGUUGCUGUCGAUGAUGCCACCGGAUGUUGUGGGCCCAAAACUGAAUCCCGGGCCACUCUAUGAUGCUGUUAAUAUCAUACUGUCUUUACAGAGCGAAAAUGGAGGUGUGACUCCAUGGGAGCCUGCCAGAGCAUACGGAUGGUUGGAAUUGUUCAAUCCCUCGGAAUUCUUUGUCAACAAUUUGAUAGAGUAUCAAUACUGCGAAUGUACUUCUUCAGCUAUCCAGGCAUUGGUUCUCUUCAGGCAACUAUACCCAGACCACAGGGCAGAAGAGAUAAAUAAUUUCCUCGAGAAAGCUGUGGAAUACAUAGAAAACGUGCAAAUGCCUGAUGGUUCAUGGUACGGAAGCUGGGGCGUUUGCUUCACAUAUGGCACAUGGUUUGCUCUUGCAGGUCUAGCAGAGGCCGGUAAGACUUACGGAAACUGCCUGGCUAUGCGGAAAGGUGUUCGUUUCCUCCUCGAAACCCAGAAAGACAACGGAGGUUGGGGAGAAAGCUAUCUGUCUUGUCCUAAAAAGAGAUACAUACCGACUGAGGGGGAAAGAUCAAACCUGGUCCAGACCGCGUGGGCUGUGAUGGGUCUACUUCACGCUGGACAGGCCGAGAGAGAUCCAACCCCUCUCCACCCUGCCGUGAAGCUGAUCAUCAACUCCCAACUGGAAAACGGCGAUUUUCCUCAACAGUGUUUGGGUGAAUUACGUAUGUUUUUGAAGGAGAUCACGGGAGCAGUCAUGAGGAGCUGCAUGAUGCAUUAUGCCGCCUACAGAAACACCUUCCCCUUGUGGGCUCUUUCUCAGUAUCGCAGGCUUGUUUCAUUCGCCAUUUAAGAGAGAGAGAGAGAGAGAGAGAGAGAGAGAGAGAGAGAGAGAGAGAGAGAUGAAAAAAAAUUUAAGUGAUGCAUUUUAUGUUAUAAUGUUUCCCACAAUUUAAUUAAAUAAACAUAACGACGGUUUGCAUUUCAGUAAA
Messenger RNA from Tarenaya hassleriana, 2522 nucleotides. RefSeq names its product camelliol C synthase-like. Bases 224 to 2383 code for a protein of 719 amino acids. Gene Ontology annotation, molecular function: beta-amyrin synthase activity. NCBI's taxonomy places the organism in Eukaryota, Viridiplantae, Streptophyta, Magnoliopsida, Brassicales, Cleomaceae. The transcript has 18 exons. Gene Ontology annotation, cellular component: lipid droplet. The record is from RefSeq and is a predicted model, not a curated record. Gene Ontology annotation, biological process: triterpenoid biosynthetic process.